ACUAGCCAGUUAUAAAUCGCGUGUUGAACGAGAAGAUUGUGCCGGUCUAUUUCAAAAUUAUAUUUUUACCUAUAAUUAUUAUCGCGAACAUGUGUUCUUUUCUCUAGUGACUGUGAAUACACUGUGACGUCUUUUAGAAAAAGGAACUGGUUAAUUUGUUUGUUGAGUUUGUGUUAAAUCAUUCAAAAUGAGAUUAGCAGGGGCCAUUUUCACUAACGUAACGAAAAUGCUAGAUUUUUACUCCCAGUUUAAUCCAUCGCCGUUGUCAAUCAAGCAGUUUAUAGAUUUCGGUCUAAAUGCGUGCGAAAGGAAAUCUUUCCUUUUCCUCAGAAAGGAGCUCCCAGUGAGGUUGGCGAACAUAAUGAAAGAGAUAGCUCUACUGCCGGAGAACCUGCUACAGAUGCCUUCAGUGGGUAUGGUGAACCAGUGGUACGAGAGGUCCUUCGAGGAGAUCAUAGAGUUUGAGAAGAUGGAGCCUGAACCGCCUAUAUUGAGCCAAUUCUGCGAACGCCUGGUCCACAUUCGCAACCGUCACGCGGAUGUUGUCCAAACGAUGGCCCAGGGCGUCCUCGAGCUGAAGGAGUCUCACGAGGUGGACACGGGCACCGAGAACUCCAUCCAGUACUUCUUGGACAGAUUCUACAUGAGCCGGAUAUCGAUCAGGAUGCUCAUAAACCAGCAUACCCUCCUAUUCGGCGAACCGGUGGGCGGCAAGCAGGCCUCCGUCAACGGAAUGGGCUCCGGCGGCCGCCAUAUUGGGUCAAUCGACCCGGCAUGCGACGUCGUCGGCGUGGUGAAGGACGCGUACGAGAACGCGAGGUUCCUGUGCGACAGAUACUAUCUGGCUGCGCCGGAGUUGGAGAUGUUGCAAGCUGGCGUGCCAAGCGAGCGGCCGAUGCCAGUGGUGUACGUCCCCUCCCAUCUCUACCACAUGCUGUUUGAGCUGUUCAAGAACGCGAUGAGAGCCGUGAUGGAGAAUCACCAGGGCAGCCCGCCGCCGAUACAAGUCAACAUUGUCAAUGGGAAGGAAGAUAUAUCGCUCAAAAUGUCUGACCGCGGCGGCGGCAUCCCGCGCAGCGUGACCGACCUGCUGUUCAAGUACAUGUACAGCACGGCGCCGCAGCCCUCCAAGUCGGACUCGCACACCGUGCCGCUGGCUGGAUACGGCUACGGUCUGCCUAUAUCUAGAUUGUACGCUAGAUAUUUCCACGGGGAUUUGGUGCUCAUGUCCUGCGAGGGUUACGGCACUGACGCAGUAAUAUAUCUGAAGGCUUUAUCAAACGAAGCGAACGAGCUACUACCAAUUUUCAACAAAACAUCGACAAAAUUCUAUCGGCCCGUACAGCAGUUGGCCGACUGGUCGGGUCCGGCGCACCAGAAGAACAGGGAGAAAGUGUCGCCUCUAUCAUCACCGCUGUUACGCAGUCUAUAGUCCGAAACCGAGGAGUGAGUAUAAAAAUUCACUCCGUUAUAUGUUAAGAUGCCAGUGUUUUUCUUUUCUUUUUUUAUUGAUAGUUCUCAGUUUGAAUUUGAAUGUCGAAAUGUUAUUUGAAUACUGGCAACAACUGAAGGUGUCACUUCUAUCAUAACAUCAUCAGUCUAUAGUCUGUAACCGAAAUGAGUAUUGAAAUUCACUCUGCAUUCACUAUUUAUUGUUAGCGGUUUUUUUUAUUGUUCUAAAUUUGAAUGUCGAAAUAUUAUUUAAAUACUGGCAACUCUGUGGUCUCAUCUAAUUCGUUGUCUUUAGUCCAUAUCUUAGAAAGAGUAUUAUAAAAAUUCACUCAGAUUUAAAAUUUUCUUCCAUAUUUACCUAUUGUAGCUGCCAACAGUAUUUUGUAAUUUUUUCAUUAAUUGAAAUAUUUUUAAAUUGUAAAAUUAGUGGUACAACUAAUUCUGACGUCUCAUUAACCUAGUAGUCUAUAAACCAAGAAGUGAGUGUUAAAAUUUUUCUUCGUUAUUAUUGUUAGCAGCCAGUGAUAUCUUUAUUAUUCUGAAUUCGAAUUUGUUGAAGAUAUUUUUCUUAUUCUUGUUAAAAUACUGGCAAAAACUUGAGAUGUAAUUCGAAACAAAAAAAUAAUUAUUUCAAUUGAGUUAAUUUUUUUUUAAAUUCUCAAAUGAUGUUCUGUUUUUGAAUAUCAAAAUGAGAAGAUUUUUCAAAACAUUGUAAACCGGUUUUAAAACAUUGAAAGUUUCUAAUACAAAAUUUUAAAAACAAGGCAUGACUUUUACCCACUUAUAAAUUUCGGUAAUUUGACUCGUUUUUUUUUAAGGAUUUCUAAGACAGAAAAGUUUUUAAUGGGAUUAAUUAAAUAGUGUUGUAAGGACAAAAUUAUUGUAUAAAAUUGUUUCACCCCCAAAUACACUAUAUUACACUUGUCUAAUGCACGUCAAGUAACCGUGUGACACAUUACUUGGAUGGGCCGCCAUUUGUCUAAUAAAUAUAGCUUGAUCUUUGUUAGAGCAGGAUGUAAAGAUAGCUAUGACAUAGGUGUGAAAAAGACACGACUUUUUGGAUCAGAUUUUUAUCUUCUUCUGUUCCCGCGGGAAUAUCGGGCAAUGCUCUCAAAGCAAAGAACUUACACGCCAAAUUUCAAGUGUGUCAAAGACCCAGCGGUUUGGGCUAUGCGUCUAUAUGUCAGUCAGUCAUUCACUUUCUUCUUCUUAUAUAUAAAAUUCUCGUGUCACAAUGUUCGUUCCCGUACUCCUCCGAAACGGCUUGACUGAUUCUCAUGAAAUCUUGUGAGCACAUUGAGUAGGUCUGAGAAUUGACCAACAUCUAUUUUUCAUACCCCUCAGUGAUAUGGGUUGUCCACCCUUAAAUUUUUUUUUAACUAGAAAUUACAUAAAAAUUAUUUAUAUGGCAAAGCAACGUUUGCCGGGACAGCUAGCUUAUAUAUAAAUUUAUAUAGAUUUGAUAUCAGCCAAUAGAUCAGAAAUCAAGCUAUAUUUUACAGACUAAUAGCAUGUUAAAGUUAGAACUGUAAUUUCUAGAUGGCAUUAUUUAAAACUAAGUCAGGUAAUUUGGGCAGCUUUAUUAGAAAGCAAAAGUUGGCCAAUAUAAUAAAGCAGUAAUAUGUAGUUGUCCCUUUCUUUGAGUCCAAGUUUCAGCGUAGAAUGAAAGAGAUGGAACUAAAUUUAGAAUUGCGAUGGCAAUAAGUACAAUGUUUAUACUCAUAAAUUUAUAUUUGGAAUGUUGUUUCUAGAUUAAUAUUGCCGUCAUGAGAUGCUUCACUAUUUGGCGGGAAUCGGUAUAUUCUUUUUUUUUAAUUUACAUAACGUCAUUUUAGUAUUUCAGAUUUUUAUAAAAAAAAAAUACAAAAAUAAUUUGUUUCCAUAUUUUUUUGCGAAAUAUUUUAUUUUUUAUUACAUAAUAAUCUAUUAAUUUUGCAUAAAUUGACAAAUUUAUGUUUAAAAACCCGGCCAAAUCGGGAAGCAUCCGCGUUAAUGGUGAGAAAAAUGAUAUCGCUGUCUCUUUCUUUUAAAUAAAGUGGAAGCGAGACGCCCUAUAAGGGUUUAAAUUAUAAGUUUAUCAUUCGUAUAAUUUAUGUGAUUGUGAUAUAAGUCUUAAGUAUAAAUGUGUAGAAGCCAAAAAUAGACUGAAGAUUGGAAUUUGUGUAAGAUCACAUAGUUUUAAUAUAGAAUGAUAUAAUUAUGACGAUGUUAUAAAAAGUAUAAAAUUAUAAUUUUUACUCUAAUAAAUUUUAUACAAGAUAUGACAAAUGAGAGUAUAAUCAACCAAAAAAAUCAUCUGAACUUUUAUCCGCCAUUUUAAAGAUGAAAUGGACCUUAACUUUUUGAACACAAAUAUUUAACGAAUUUUUUUUAGGACUUUCAUUUUAAAGGUUAAAUACAGUCAAAUAACUAUUUUUCAUAAGUUGAUAAUCUCAUCUCAAUUUGGCCUUCCUAACAUUGUCCGAUUAUAUUAAAACUAUGUGAUUUUCAGGCAAAGAUUGGAAAGUUACUACUCUAUGAAAAAAAUAUCAUAUUUUUAGGAAUUUUAAAAAAGAUUUUUUCGAAUGCAGUAUGACUGUGUAUUGUGUGAUGAUAUUUUUUUUUGUUUUUAUUUUUAAUAUAUCAACUAUAUUUUUUUAUCGUCAGCAUUGAAAUCCAGUUAAGUUCAAUGUAAAUAGUUGAUUUCAUUUCUACAAUGAGGUCCCAGGUUUAAUCCCUGUUCAGGUAUCGAUAAAAAUUUUGUGAUAAACAAGCCCCAAAAACAUAAUACCCUAUUUGCGCAGUCGGGAAAUCAUUUUGUAUACCUAUUUAUCUUUUAUUCUAUGCCUUGUAUUGAAAUGAAUAAAAGCAGGAACUAAUUAUAAUAAUAAUGAAAAUGUAAAUCUAAUUUACUUUGACGUUUAUACCUUUAUAAAAUGCAUGUUGCCAUAAAAAAUAGUAAUUAAGGCCAAAAAUUUCUUUUAUAUAUUCUAUAUUUUUUGUUUUUUAUUAAACUGUUUAUGUUAUUACUUAUUAUUGGGAUUUUUGUUGUAGGCGAUGGGCUAACAACCUGUCACUAUUUGAAUCACAAUUCCAUUAUAAAGCGUUAAUGGCCCAUUCGGUCUUUUCAAGACUCUGGUUCGGCUCUGUCUAGCCCGCAAGAGAUAUAGACGUGAUAAUGUUUAUGUGUGUAUAUAACAGGAGCAUUGUGUUUUAAAAUAAUUCAAUUUAGCGCCUUCAUACAUUAUUGUUCUCUUAAUUUAAAGCACUACCAUUUUUAUUAUUUUACUCGAUAAAAUUAAAGUACAAGAGUGGAUGUGUUUAAACUAUAUAAAGUAUAUGUAUUGUAGCGCUCUGUAUGUAUGUAUGUUUAUUGAAAUGAUAUCACCUGCAUUUUGUAUUUGACUAUAAGUAUGAUUCCAAAAUUGUUAAUAAUUUAUGUUUAGGGUGUAUAUGUAGAGAGAAAUAUUUAAUUUUUACAAGUAAAAUAAAUAUUUGAACACCUUUA
Molecule: messenger RNA, 4939 nt
Organism: Amyelois transitella
Lineage: Eukaryota; Metazoa; Arthropoda; Insecta; Lepidoptera; Pyralidae
Gene: Pdk
Product: pyruvate dehydrogenase (acetyl-transferring) kinase, mitochondrial
Exons: 9
Coding region: 188-1432 (414 amino acids)
Biological process (GO): protein phosphorylation; regulation of glucose metabolic process
Cellular component (GO): mitochondrion
Molecular function (GO): pyruvate dehydrogenase (acetyl-transferring) kinase activity
Source: RefSeq, a predicted model, not a curated record